AGAAGUCUUAAACUGUGUCCCCCCAUUUGAAGCGGUUUGCGUGUCGUUGUGCAAUGCUCCCUUUCCCGCGAAAACCACUCUCUCUCUCUAAACCCUCAAUCCUCUCUCCAAAUUUCCAUCUCUCUCCUUCAGAUUUUCUACAUCACACUUCAAAUUUUCUUUCUCUAUCUCUCUUCCUUUAUAUAUAUGUAUAUAUCUAAACUUACUUUUUUUUUUUUCCUUCUCUCUAAAAUUCCCUAUUUUCUCUCUCUUCUUAAACUUCCAAUCAUCUUCGAAUGAUUUGUUUCUUUUACUGCAAUUACUCUUUCUCGCGAUGCGAUGAGGAAGAAGCAGAUCUCCAUAUGUUUACCUAUCAUCAAUGUCGACUCCUUCUUCAGAGGAAAACCCUAUGAAUCCGCCAUUACCGGCGCUCACGUCUGACCAGAAAGAUUCACCCAAGACACCGUCGUCCAAGGCCAAGCUCAGAAAGAUACCUCCUAUCCCGAUUCGCCGAAGCCAGAGCAGAGUCGAAACUGGAGAAGAAGAUGAAGAAAUUUCAGAUGAAGACCGCAAUAAUGGUAAUGGUGAAUCGACACAUCGUGAGGAGGAGGAGGAACGACCACCACCGCCUAUUGUUCUUGCUUCGUCUCUCGGCCUCAAUCACAUUCGGACCCGCUCGGCUCCUUUGCCUUCGCCCCUUAGGUUCUCGUCUUCGGCGGGAACGUGUUCCAAUCUUGGAAUAAAAGAGGCAAACAAUUCCAAUACUAUCAGACUAAAUGAUACAAACAAUUCCAAUAAUUUUGGAAUAAACGAUGAAAACAUUUCAACUAAUCUCGGAAAUGAGGCAAACAGGGGAAAAGAUGGAGUAAAUUCUCGGCCCAGGUUGCGCAGUCCGCUUCAGCACGCAGCAUCCAUGGAAGAAGGCAAAAAGGUGCACUGGACUCAAUCUAAAUCCUUAAGAGUCCCAUCGCCACGCUGUUUGGAGGGUCAUCAUGCAGCUUUUGCCAAGGAACUUCAAUCUCCACGAUUCCAGGCUAUACUGCGUGUUACAAGCGGACGUAGAAAGAGAGCCCCAGAUAUCAAGAGCUUCUCUCAUGAACUCAAUUCCAAAGGAGUACGGCCUUUCCCAUUCUGGAAGUCCCGUGCAUUUGGACACAUGGAGGAGAUCAUGGUAAUGAUCAGGGCAAGGUUUGGCAAAUUAAAAGAAGAAGUUAAUGCUGAUUUAGGUAUAUUUGCGGGAGAUUUGGUGGGUAUACUUGAGAAAACUUCAGAGACCAAUCCUGAAUGGAAAGAGGGUUUGGAGGACUUGUUAGUCAUAGCCAGGCAGUGCGCAAAAAUGUCACCUAAUGAAUUUUGGUUGAAGUGUGAAGGCAUUGUUCAGAAUCUGGAUGACAAACGCCAAGAGAUACCAAUGGGUACACUAAAACAAGCCUAUACGCGCCUUUUGUUUAUCCUCACUCGAUGCACUCGGCUUGUGCAGUUCCAGAAAGAGAGUGGCUAUGAUGAUGAACACAUUUUGGGUCUUCACCAACUUAGUGACCUUGGGGUCUAUCCAGAAAAACUCUUCGGGCGUGCAAACCAGGACUUCAAUAGCUCAUUUGAGGGGAAGGAAGCAAGUGAGAGACGGACCAUGAAGGCCCACGAGCAGGACCCAAGCAAUCAGGCUACUGAACAAGAUCAGAUAAAUCUGCACUUAGGUAGUGUGGGUGACACUUUGGAGGUGAGCACUGCUAAAAGUGUUGCUUCAUCUACAGGCAGUUAUAGGAUGUCAUCUUGGAAGAAGCUUCCAUCUGCAGCUGAGAAAAACCGAAAAGGCGCUGAUGCUGUUGACAUUCAGCCUAAGGAUAAAUCUGAUAGCUUGCAUCUUAAAGGUGAAACAGCUGGCAUUGACACUAAUGUUGAAAAUCCAGAUACUCCCUUAUACCUUCCCGAACAUUCAGAGACAUCCUUGAAAGCACGUAAAGGUACCUGGGGAUGGGGUGAUCAACAAAACCUAACAUUUGAGGACUCGUUGAUUUGUCGAAUAUGCGAAGUUGAAAUACCAAUUGUGUAUGUAGAGCAGCACUCUAGAAUCUGUACAGUUGCUGAUGGAUGUGAUUUAAAUGGAAAAUCAGUGAAUGAACGACUUCAUAGAGUUGUGAAAUCUCUUGAACAAAUACUGGAAUCGUGGACACCAAAAAGCUCAGAUACUGCAGUGGGAAGUCCUGAGGCCACAAGAAUGUCUACAUCAAGUAUGCCUGAAGAGUUCGAUGAUUUGUCACCUAAGCAAGCCAGCUUGCCUCUUCGAUGCUCAGAAGACAUGCUCGAUUGUGUUUUUGAAUCUCAUAAUACAUUUGUAAUGGGUGAUCUGAACAUAUUGCCGGACACUUCAGGUGAAACACAGGCCCUUUGGACAACUGAUCUAGGUAAUAAAGCCUCCUCAGCAGGAAGCUUGACACCACGAUCACCAUUAUCAACUCCAAGAAUGGGCGAGAUUGAAUUGCUGUUGAGUGAACGGAGAACAAUAUCAGAGCAUGAAAAUUUUCAGCAGAUACACAAGCUAUUGGAUAUCGCUCGAUCAAUAGCAAAUGUAAACGCUAAUGAUUACAGUUCCUUGGAGUAUAUGCUCGACCGCCUAGAAGACCUGAAAUAUGCCAUCCAGGACAGGAAGGUGGAUGCCCUAGUUGUUGAGACCUUUGGGAGACGUAUAGAGAAACUAUUGCAGGAGAAAUACGUUCAUCUUUGUGGGCAGAUAGAAGAUGAAAAAGUAGAAUCAUCAAUUACCAUGGCUGACGAAGAGAGUUCCGUGGAAGAAGAUGCAGUUCGUAGUUUGCGUGCAAGCCCUAUAAAUCCGUCUUCUAAGGACAGAACAUCUAUAGAAGACUUUGAAAUAGUAAAACCAAUCAGCAGAGGUGCGUUUGGACGAGUUUUCCUCGCCAGAAAAAGGGCAACUGGUGACUUAUUUGCUAUAAAGGUUUUAAAAAAGGCUGAUAUGAUCCGUAAAAAUUCAGUCGAAAGUAUUUUGGCUGAGCGUGAUAUCUUAAUAUCAGUUCGGAAUCCUUUUGUGGUCCGGUUUUUCUACUCCUUCACAUGUAGGGAAAAUCUUUAUUUAGUCAUGGAGUACUUAAAUGGAGGAGACCUUUACUCUUUGCUGAGAAAUCUAGGCUGCUUAGAGGAAGACAUGGCACGUGUAUAUAUUGCAGAACUUGUCCUUGCAUUGGAAUAUUUGCAUUCCCUAAGUAUCAUUCAUAGAGAUUUGAAGCCCGACAACUUGUUGUUAGGCCCAGAUGGUCACAUCAAGUUGACAGAUUUUGGGCUUUCCAAGGUUGGUCUGAUCAACAGCACAGAUGAUUUAUCAGGUCCAGCAUUCAGCAGUUCUGCUUCUUUUGGGGAUGAACGAAAAACUGCAGCUCAAUCAUCACUGAAAAGAGAACAGCGCCAGAAGCAUUCAGUUGUUGGCACUCCUGACUAUUUGGCUCCUGAGAUACUUCUUGGCAUGGGUCAUGGUGCAACAGCAGAUUGGUGGUCUACGGGUGUUAUACUAUAUGAGCUCCUUGUGGGUAUUCCACCUUUUAAUGCAGAACAUCCACAGCAAAUUUUUGAUAAUAUUAUGAACAGAGACAUUCCCUGGCCUAAGGUACCAGAGGAAAUGAGCUAUGAAGCACAUGAUUUAAUCAACAAGUUGCUAAUUGAAAAUCCAGUUCAAAGAUUAGGUGCAACAGGGGCUAGAGAGGUAAAGCAACAUCCUUUUUUCAAGGAUAUGAACUGGAACACACUUGCAAGGCAAAAGGCUCUGUUCAUACCUUCAGCUGAAGCACUCGACACUAGUUAUUUUAUGAGCCGUUAUAUUUGGAAUCCAGAAGAUGAACAUGUAGCCGGAGGUAGUGACUUUGAAGACAUGACCGAAACAGGCAGUGGCUCUUGCAGCAGUGGUUCAUGUAGCAAUAUACUGGAUGAAGAUGGGGAUGAAUGCGGUAAUUUGGCGGAGUUCAGUGGCCCAGUCCUUGACGUGAAGUGCUUUAGUAAUUUCUCAUUUAAGAACUUGCCUCAACUGGCUUCUAUCAACUAUGAUUUGGUUGUAAGGAGUGCAAAGGAGUUACCAGAUGCCUCCAAACCAUCUGUUCCAUAAGUUGUGUGGUUGCUCCUGCAAAUUUAUCCACUCACUCGUGCUCCUGAUGCGAGCAUUGCACUUCUUUCUGCUCUCGGAUUAGCUUCUACAUUUCUGUCGGUUUCCUAUCUGGUUAUUGAAGAGUAAUACUACAAUUGACAUGAAAACUAAGGAAAGAUGUUCGGUGGCUGUUGUUAGCUUUUAUUUCUAGAUUAGCAAUUACGGCUAAUGGAAAGAUGUGUUCAUCGAAGGUCAUUUCAUCAGCAGUACAUUUUGACUUCAACCAUAUUUUCAUUUUUUUUUCUGUAUAUACAUACAUGCUCUUUCUGUAGUAGAAAUUUUGUUUUCCUCUC
Cornus florida is the source of this 4419-nucleotide messenger RNA. RefSeq names its product probable serine/threonine protein kinase IRE. Gene Ontology annotation, molecular function: protein serine/threonine kinase activity; ATP binding. NCBI's taxonomy places the organism in Eukaryota, Viridiplantae, Streptophyta, Magnoliopsida, Cornales, Cornaceae. The record is from RefSeq and is a predicted model, not a curated record. Bases 359 to 4087 code for a protein of 1242 amino acids. The transcript is spliced from 17 exons. Gene Ontology annotation, biological process: intracellular signal transduction; peptidyl-serine phosphorylation.